This is a messenger RNA of Phlebotomus papatasi, 1927 nucleotides long. RefSeq names its product EGF domain-specific O-linked N-acetylglucosamine transferase (gene Eogt). The transcript is spliced from 4 exons. Lineage: Eukaryota; Metazoa; Arthropoda; Insecta; Diptera; Psychodidae. Gene Ontology annotation, cellular component: endoplasmic reticulum lumen. The record is from RefSeq and is a predicted model, not a curated record. The coding region runs from base 110 to 1684 and encodes 524 amino acids. Gene Ontology annotation, molecular function: protein N-acetylglucosaminyltransferase activity.
UUCAAUAUGCUUUGGAUGCGUCAAAAUCUCUACAGAGCCAAUAUAUACAGCAUAUGUGAUAUUUGUGUUUUUGUAAUCUCAAAAUUGGAGGCAAAAAAUAAUACUCAGGAUGCCUUACUAUCCCUCUAAUUUAAGCAGUUUUGUGUUCAGUGUACUUAAUUUGAGUGUUCUAUUUCUUUUUCUGCACAUCUUUGUACUCGAUGUUGCUUGCAAAGACUUAAAUUUACCUGAGUCGCACGUGGCAUAUCACCUGAAUCGCAUUUCACGUGGUGCACCGGGUUCCAGGGAAUGCUGGGGAUAUGAGGAUGACUGUGAUAGGGACAAUUUUGCUUUUUCUCAGCCUGAAUGUAAAGAAGGACAUUCCACAUAUAUCAAAGACAUAGAGACACAGAAAAAGACCUUCUUCAAUCAAGCGGACUUCGGAUUUGUAAGGCAACAAAUUAGAGAGCAAUCCAUCAUUUGUGAACCUCUAUUCCGAGAUGAUUCUUCACUAGAAUGUUCCAAAUAUCUACGGUUCUGCAAUGGUAGGAAUAUUAUGGUGAAUUUUACUGAUUUCCUUCAUCGACGUGAGCCUGUUCGAUACCACAUGGAUGUCCUGAAGGAGGGCGAAAUUGCUGGCUAUUGCACACUUCAUGGAGAUCGAUUGAAAGAUGAACUGGGUCACCUGAGUCCAUUACAGUCGUGGGCGCCAGAAUUGCGUUUCUUCACCGAGUUACCUCAGCGACCCAUUGAGAGUGGGAUGUGCGACGUGAUCGUGACCCAGCCCACAGUGUUUCUCAAGUUGGACGCCAGUAUCAACAUGUACCAUCAUUUCUGUGAUUUUUUCAAUUUGUACGCGAGUCUUCACGUCAACACUUCCAAUGGGAUUGAGUACGAUCCAUUUGGUCGGGAGAUGAGGAUCCUGAUUUGGGAGACUUACAAGUACAUAUCACCAUUUGCAGAGACUUUUGAGGCUUUUACAGAGAAUCCACUCUGGGACUUAAAUACUUUUCGAGGCAAAACUGUAUGCUUUAAGAAUCUCAUGCUGCCACUUCUACCUCGAAUGAUCUUUGGGCUCUUCUACAAUACACCAAUCAUACAAGGCUGUGAAAAAAGUGGACUAUUUCGGGCUUUCUCAGAAUUUAUUCUGCAUCGUCUGGAAAUUCCACUUCAUCCUCGGAAAACUCGAAAAAUAAGAGUAACUUUCCUUUCACGUGGAACAAAGUACCGAAGAGUCAUCAAUGAAGACCAGCUAAUGGCAAAGCUGCACCAAAAUAAUCGGUUUGAGGCACAAAAAGUCACUUACGGAAGCCAAAUGAAAUUCCGGGAUCAACUGGAAAUUACGCGAAAUACUGACUUAUUUAUUGGAAUGCAUGGGGCAGGUCUUACUCAUGCGCUAUUUCUGCCCAAUUGGGCUUCAAUUUUUGAAUUGUACAACUGCGAAGAUCCCACCUGUUACCUAGACCUGGCCCGUCUUCGUGGAGUACAUUAUGUUACCUGGGAGAAUGAGGAAAAGUUGCAGGCAGAAGAUGACGGCAGUAGCACUGAAAGUGGAGCCUAUGCCAAGUUUACGAACUAUUCCUUCGAUCCUGAUGAGUUCAUGAGGCUUGUGAAUAAAGCGGCCGACCACAUUGAACAGCAGAAUGAGUUCAAAAAUUACUUAAAUCAGUACCUGACACAGAAUGAAAAUCGCGAUGAACUUUGAAAUUGCAUACAAUUUUGUAAUGGCAUUUUUGUGAUAAGAGAAAUAUUUUAAAAUGAUGGACGUUUUUCUGCAAUGGACAUUCCUGACUCUACUUCAUUUUUUUGGGGUUUUAUAGAGGCUUGAUCAGGUUAACCUUGAGAUAAGAUUUGAAUUUUUUUACUUUUGUUCCGAUAAGCAGUGUCACUGUGAAUGAACGACCCAAUAAAAUCGGACGAUGAUUAGAAAUCUGUCUGAUAAAUAAAA